AACAGAUCUAACAUUUUAAAUUUCUUUUUGCUCCAAAAGUCCUCGUAAAUUUUGCGAGCACAUGACACCCCAUUUGCAAUUUUGAAUGAAGUCGUUGUGGGGAGAGAUGGGCUUCAGUCAUUCAGAUGAUGGGUUUGAAUAAAGUUUUCAAUGCUUGAAGCGGUGAGACAGAAGUUGAUGACUCCACUGGAGUAGCUAAGUCAGUUCAUCUACUUCAACCACCUGUUAACUCCGUAGUACCCAUGCCAGAACAGUCAUGAAAUUGAAUGCUCACCCGUCUCUUUCUACCAUCAUCAUCACCACCUCCUCCUUCUAGUGAAAAACAUAGGCAUAUAUAUUCCCGAUUCCUCAAUCCUCUCCGUUUCUUCGGCCUAAUCUUAGCUAACUUGAACGACCCACAUUCAAUUAAGAUUCUUUCUGGGGUUUUCUUAUUUAAUUCCUCCCAACAAGACCCAUCAUCCCUUGGAUCCCCUCGUCUCUUCUCUUUCCUACUAGAGAGAAUCACUUUGGUGCAGAUGGCGGCCUGUCUCAUGGAACAGCUCAAAGCUCAACCCUCUUGGGUGGUUCUGCUCUUGGUUCUGGGUUCUCUGUCUCUGUUCAAGGUCACGUUUGCUCUUCUCAAGUGGGUAUACGUUACUUUUCUGAGACCUGCUAAGAAUCUGAAAAAAUACGGGUCAUGGGCUCUCGUGACCGGGCCAACCGACGGCAUAGGAAGGAGCUUCGCCUUUCAGUUGGCCCGGAAAGGUCUCAACUUGGUCUUGGUUGGUCGCAACCCUGAUAAGCUCAAGGAGGUUUCCGAUGCAAUUCAGGCAAAAUUUGGGAAAACCCAGAUCCGGAAUGUUGUUGUCGACUUCGCUGGAGAUCUUUCGGAGGGGAUUAAGCGGAUCCAGGAGGCCAUUGAAGGGUUGGACGUUGGGGUUUUGAUAAAUAAUGUCGGGAUUUCGUACCCUUACGCUAGGUUCUUCCAUGAAGUGGAUGAACAGCUUCUGAAAAAUCUUAUUCAAAUCAACGUCGAGGGCACCACAAAGGUUACGCAGGCUGUUCUUCCGGGGAUGCUUAAGAGGAAGAAAGGUGCAAUUGUCAAUAUUGGCUCGGGCGCUGCCAUUGUCAUACCUUCAGAUCCUCUCUAUGCCGUUUACGCUGCCACCAAAGCGUAUAUCGACCAGUUCUCCAGAUGCCUCUAUGUGGAAUACAAGAAAAGUGGGAUUGAUGUGCAAUGUCAGGUCCCGUUGUAUGUAGCAACAAAGAUGGCGUCAAUCAGAAAAUCUUCCUUCUUGGUACCAUCAACAGAUGGGUAUGCUCGGGCUGCUAUGCGCUGGAUAGGCUAUGAACCACGAUGCACGCCUUACUGGCCACACUCUGUUCUAUGGAGUUUGGCAUAUUCAUUGCCAGAAUCCAUCAUUGAUGCAUGGCGUCUUGGGUUCUGUCUUGGAAUCCGUAAGAAGGGGCAGCUGAAGGAAUCCAGUAAGAAGGAAUAGACAGUUUCAAUACCUUUUACGUUUUUUUAUCCUUGUUUCGGAGGGAGAUGGUCCAGUUUUUUUAGCUAUUUUAAUUGGUAAAUCUAUGUUGUCAAGACUGCAUAAUUCAAAUCUGUUGUGUUAUCCGUAUUUAAUGCAAUUUUCUAUUCAAAGAUCAA
Nelumbo nucifera (sacred lotus) is the source of this 1636-nucleotide messenger RNA. RefSeq names its product very-long-chain 3-oxoacyl-CoA reductase 1-like. Gene Ontology annotation, cellular component: endoplasmic reticulum. Lineage: Eukaryota; Viridiplantae; Streptophyta; Magnoliopsida; Proteales; Nelumbonaceae. Gene Ontology annotation, molecular function: ketoreductase activity. The record is from RefSeq and is a predicted model, not a curated record.